Iphiclides podalirius (scarce swallowtail) is the source of this 6975-nucleotide messenger RNA. The record is from the annotation of a GenBank genome assembly. Lineage: Eukaryota; Metazoa; Arthropoda; Insecta; Lepidoptera; Papilionidae.
AUGGUACCGAAACCUCAAGAGAAAGCCUAUGCAGAAAUGGAAGGAGAUAACAAAUCUGGCGAAAGGGUUGUCAUCUCAGGCAUGUCCGGGCUCUUUCCUGAUUCUCGACACGUCCAGGAUCUAGCGGAUAUACUGUACAAUAAGAAAAAUCCAAUUUCAUCGAAACCACGCUGGAGAUAUAAUCAUCCGGAAGUGUCGCAACACACUGGCAAGGUACCCAAUCUAGAGUACUUCGACGCCCAGUUCUUCAAGGUGCACUAUCGGCUUGGACACACCAUGGACGCAAUGUCACGCAAAAUCCUAGAGCAGGCAUAUCAAGCAAUCUAUGACUCAGGUGUAAGUCCAGAGCACCUCUCUGGGAAAAAAGUUGGAGUUUACAUUGGCACUUGCUUCUCUGAAAGCGAAAAGGUUUCCUUUUAUGGCGCCAGUACCAGAACUGGGUUCGGCGUAGCUGGAUGCAACAAAUCGAUGUUCGCGAAUCGCAUUUCCUACUGGUUAAACGCCAAGGGACCCUCGAUGUCCAUCGACGAAUCCUGCUGCAGCUCCAUAGCGGCCCUUGAGCAAGCCUAUUUGGCGCUAAGUCGCGGUGAUUGCGAAGCGGCAAUUGUUGGCGGCGGCAACGUUUGCUUGCACCCACAGUCAUCCGUACAUUACAGCAGAAUCAUGUCCAUAAGCAUGGACGGUAAGACGAGAUCAUUUGAUGAAAAUGCAUCUGGGUGUGCGAAAUCUGAAGCAAUUAAUGUCCUUUUCCUCCAAAAAGCUAAAGAUGCUCUAAGAAUCUACGCCGAUGUCAUUCUAGUGAAAAGUCAGUUUACUCAUCUUCAUGAAGAUAAAACUGGACCCAAGUUCGGGUUCUACCGUGAUCCAGCACGUACGGCUGAAUUCCUGAACAAUUUUUACCAAGAAGCAAAAGUUCCACCUCAAGCUGUUGAGUAUGUAGAGGCAUUCGGAUCAGCUAUACCUGAAGCCGAUAAAGCUGAACUGGAGUCUCUUGAUUCUGUUUUCUGCAAGAAUAGAAACAAUGAAUUGCUUGUUGGUAGUGUCAUGUCUAAUAUUGGUUACGGCGAAGCUGCAUCAGGAAUUUCUGCAGUGACAAAAGUCCUUCUAGGUUACCACAAGGGAGCUUUGGCUGCAAACCUGAACCUUGAAAAUCCAAGGCGUGAUGUUGCCGCGUUACGCGACGGGCGCAUCCGUAUUUUAACUGAAAAUGAGCCUUUCGGUAGGACAUACGCUGCUGUUAACGCCUUAACUAUUACUGGAGUGAACGCUCAUGUUCUCCUGCACGGACAUUACAAGCCCAAGGAUAACUCUCGGUACAAAUCUGAUAUACCAUAUCUCGUUGCAAUUUCUGCUAGACAGAAUUUCUCGGUUCAAAAUGUCUUGGACAACUUAAAAUCUCGUCCAAUUGAUCCCGAAGAAGUCGCUUUACUUCACAACAUCCAUUCGACGAGAAUCUCUGGACAUUUGGGGAGAGGAUUUAUUAUUCUAGGAACAAACGAACAACAGCAGACAGUCAGUCUGUCCGAAAGGGCGGAAUAUUUUGACAAUUUGAAACGACCACUAUGGUUCGUGUACAGUGGUAUGGGAUCUCAAUGGGUCGGCAUGGGCACACAUCUCAUGCGCAUUCCAAUCUUCGCAGCCGCUAUCGAACGAUGCCAUCGAGUAUUAGAACCUAAAGGUGUUGAUAUAGUUGAUAUAAUUACUUCUACGGAUAAAUCUACAUUCGACAACAUCCUAAACUCAUUUGUCGGAAUAGCGGCCAUACAAAUUGGACUUACUGAUGUCCUUCGAGAGCUAGGACUCGAACCCGAUAAUAUUAUUGGUCACAGUGUGGGUGAAUUGGGGUGUGCGUACGCGGACGGUUGUUUUACGGCCGAAGAGAUGAUACUAGCGGCAUAUUAUCGUGGGCUCGUAUCAGUCCAAACACCGUUUGUUCGUGGAUCGAUGGCUGCAGUGGGAAUUGGAUAUCAGCAGGUAAUAAAGAUGUGUCCGCCUGAGAUUGUGGUGGCAUGUCAUAAUGGUCCAGAAUCUAGCACUAUCUCUGGUCCGGCAGAAAUUAUGAAGACUUUUGUCGCCGAACUAACUGCUAAGAGAAUAUUCGCUAAGGAGGUCCCAUGUUCAAAUAUCGCAUAUCACUCGCGGUAUAUCGCUGAAGCGGGUCCCGAACUUUUAAAACAUUUAAGCAAAGUCAUUAAAACUCCAAAACUUCGUAGUAAGCGAUGGCUCUCAACUUCGGUCCCGCAAGACCGAUGGAAUGAGCCUAUAGCGAAAUAUUCGUCGGCCGAAUAUCACACAAAUAAUCUACUCAGUGCCGUGCUGUUUGAAGAGACCUCGCGGCUUAUUCCAGCCAACGCUGUGUUAGUGGAAGUGGCGCCUCACGGCUUACUACAAGCUAUUUUAAAACGUUCGCUUCCUGAAUCAUGUCGCCACGUGCCUCUCACACGUCGUGGUCAUCCCGAUAAUGUUCAAUAUUUUCUGGAAGCCAUUGGGAAGCUAUACAUGGAAGGGUACAAUCUUAAAGUGCAAGUGCUUUAUCCGAAAAUUGAAUUUCCCGUUUCUACUGGAACUCCAUUCUUAUCCCACUUGGUUGAGUGGGCUCAUAGUGAGAAAUGGAGUUUGCCGUUGUAUGUAUCAGCGCACAGGAAGAUUGCAGCUUCCUGUAAAUUCGUAUACUCGAUUCAUGAUGUGGAAAAUGAAUACUUGACCGGGCACGUCAUAAAUGGAAAAAAUACUUUCCCGCUUGCCGCUGCAUUAGUUGCCGCUUGGGACGUCCUUGCGAUGACAGUUGGUGUACCCAAGAAGAGCUUAUCAGUUGAAUUUCAUGAUGUGAAGUUUUACUGCCAGCCUGUUUUGCACGAUUUGCGUUUGUUACGUCUUUUUGUCUCACUCCACAGAGGAACUGGACUUUUUGAGAUAAUGGACGAAAAUACCAAGGUUGCUAUAGGUCGGAUUAAUGGGGAAGUUGUUGAUACUAAAGCAUUCGCAAUGGAAUCUACAUUGCCUGAGGAGUUGGAAUUAAAUUCUCAAGAUACAUAUCAAUUACUGUCCAAGAGAGGUUACUCCUACAGUGGUGAGUUCCGAAGUAUACACAGCAUUAGCAAAUGCAUAACCGAAGCACAGAUAUUUUGGCGCAAUAACUGGGUGACUUUCAUCGAUGGCAUGCUACAGCUCAGUGCUCUAAGGCAUCCACAUGACACUGUAUCAGAUCCUAUUUAUACAAAGAGGAUGAUUAUUGAUGUAAUAAAGCAUAACGAAGUCGAAACCAUACCGAUAGAUGAAAAUAUUGUCAUGAAGGCUAAUGUUAUCAAAACCAACAAUUUAAUUAGGUGCGGAGGUGUCGCAAUAGAGGAUGUUAAAUUCCGUGAUCUUCCAACAUUCAACAAGAAAAAAGAUUUGAUGUCUUUACAUUUCAUUCCAUUCUUCCAACAGUCUGAUUCGGAUAUUGCAACAGCUCUUUUUGUCUAUUUGCAAAUAGUGGCUGAAAACGUGAAUAAAACGACAAUUAACAUAUUACAGUUAUCUGAUAAUGAGGAUGAAGUGUCAAAUUUCAAAGACGUUGUUGAAAGUUUUACCAAAAUAGCCAAUAUUAAAGUUCAUCAUGAUGUUCUUUGUAGAAACAUAUUGUUAGAAAAAAAAGUACAGCUUUCAGCGAAUUUUGAUUUACUGUUAGUUGAAAAUCUUUCAGCUGAUGAUAAGCUAUGUCAAACAUUGCAUCACAUGCUGUGUAAUAACACGUUCCUUAUAAACAAAGAGAAUUGCUCGAAGGAUUCAACAUUGAAUAGACCAUCAACACUCUACCAUGUUCUAAGCGCACAAUAUAUAAAAGGCCAUUCUAUUGAACUUGUGCACUGGAGACCGACGACUGCUUCAGCUGCUACAACCGCCUUUACAGUGCGCUCAUCUUCUGAUUUGGAUUUACUAUCUUCUACGCUUACAACACUACCACAACAACAUAGGCUUCUCAUUAUCACGUCACACCCUACCAUUGAUCGGCUUAAAGCGCUCGUGCAGAAAUGGAGAAAGGAUCGUCUUAUUCACGUGGUUGUUAUGAACCAUCAAAUUGACGAAGACCGAAAUGCGGAAGGAUUGCCGAAUAACGACUUAGCAUUUAACGUACUUAAUAACGGGCAAUGGGGCGGUUGGUUCUUUGUACCUUUCAGACAAAAGCCACCUAAAGUAUCUGAUAUGUCGUUACAAUGUUCCCGCGUCGGCGAUUGCAACUCUCUGCACUGGGUCGAAAUACCCAAAAUUGUCGGUCCAGGCAUAAAAGUAACUGUACAUUAUGCUGGAAUAAAUGACAUAGAUGUUAAAAGGUGUAACGGAAUCAUUCCACCGGACGCUGGCCAAAAUAGCUUCGGAAUGGACUUUAGUGGUGUAACUGAGCGUGGGGAGCGUGUGAUGGGCUUAGUUAGCAGCGGUGCGGCAAGCUCUCAUGUUCUUGCAUCACCUGAACUGCUCUGGCCGGUUCCGAAACAUUGGACCCUCGAAGAAGCUGCGACUGUCCCCUUAGCUUACUGUGUUGCGUUUUACUGCCUCUGUAUAAAAUAUAGGCUUUACCCUGGUAUGAGCAUACUUGUACACGGCGGCGCGGGAGCUAUAGGUCAAGCUGUAAUAUCGAUUGCCCUAAGAAAUGGUUGCAGGGUCUUUACUACUGUAAGUGACGUUAGUAAAAAACGUUUCCUGCGCAAAAUGUUCUCCGAACUUAAAGAUGAUGAUAUCGGAAAUUCUCGUGAUCACACUUUUGGCGAUUUAAUAUUAACCACUACAAAUGGAAAUGGUUGCGACAUAGUAAUAAGUUGUGUUAAAGAUAAUCUAACAAAUGCAUCCAUGAAAUGUGUGAAACUGUCAGGCAUUACGUUAGACCUAGUUCAAAUUGCAACGAGAGACAACUAUUCAUUCGGAAUGUACAACCUUAAUAAAGACAGAUGUUACACAACCAUAGACUUUUUGCGAUUGUUAACACAAGGAAAUGUUAAUGAAAUAAGGCAACUGCAACUGAUGAUGUCUGAGGGUAUCAAGCGUGGAUACGUGCGGCCGCUAUCGCGAGUAGUCUAUUCUCCACUCGAUGCACCACGCGCAUUUCGUCUAUUGGCUGCGAGCCGACACCGCGGUCGUGCCCUGCUUCAGCUCAGGUCAGACAAUCAAGACAGACCUGUUCCACAACCGGAACCCAGGUUGCAUUUGGAAUCAAACUUAAGCCACCUUAUAUUAUGCAACCAAGACUAUUUCGGCUUCCGAAUCGCGGAAAGACUAGUAAAACGUGGUGCCAAAAAAAUUUACCUGCAUGGCUUGAAACAAUCUGCAUUACUUGAGUUUGAAGUCAGGACAUUAGAAAAACUCGGCGUUCAAGUAAAGAUUUGUAAUGAAGCAUUAAAUUGUAAAAAUGACGUCAAGACUUUGAUUAAUGACUGCGCUAGAUUAGGAAAAGUAAAAGGCGUUUAUAUAGUCUCGAAAGAUGAUCAGUCUUUGUAUGGUCUUAAUGUACUACAAGAGUUGGACUCCGUCACAAGAAAAAAUUGUCCAAACCUGAAAUAUUUUUGUCUGGUCAACGGUAACUCGAAUAAUGGUUUACAAACUUGUAUAACGAGAGCUCAAGAUAAACUCCCUGUGACAUUACUAAAAUUACCAACAAUUAAUACGGUGGAUAGCGGUAAAAUCGAGAAGUGUGAAAAAACAAUUUUCAAAGAAUAUACAAUCGAUUCAUUUGAAUAUGCUUUAACAACUAACGAGCCCGUGUUAUUGGCUUAUGAGCAUUCAGAGAAAUCUCGAUCGCUUUUGGAAGAUAUCGCGAUGGUGGCUGGAAUCAAAAUACCUCACGAGAUUAAUGAAACAGUUUCAUUAUCUGAAUUGCAAAUUGGCUCAGAUGAGUCACAAAUUAUUUAUUCCUAUCUUAGGAACUACUACAACAUAUGUUUAUCAGAAAAAGACAUACCAGACUUGACAAUUCAAAGAAUUAGGGAAAUGCAUGAAAAUAUGACAGACACGGGCUUUUCGAAUACAAAAGGUUUGGCAACAUUUUAUUCAUAUGUUGACCCCGAUGAACUUCUCGUUACUACUGAGAUGGUAUUUUUGCCAACCAUAGUAAGCAACUCAACUAUGCGGGACGAUGAAUUUGACGUAACGCAGACGUAUUUAUGUCUGAUUCCGGGCUUAGAGGGGCAUUAUGAACGGUUCCGUAAUUUGUGCGAACGGUUAAAGGUUCCGGCGAUCGUCUUACAACCUGGGCUUGAGCGACCCGACGAGACCGUGUCUAGUUUAGCGCAGCGUUACGCAGAGAUUCUUUUGAAAAAAGCUGAGCUAAAACGAAAAUUCUAUCUCAUGGGAUAUGAAAGUGGAACGUUGGUAGCUUUAGAAAUGGCUGCUAUCCUAGAAGAUCAGGGAAUUACAGGAACAGUCUUCUGUGUUGGAGAGUCGCCAGAUAAAUUUCGAUUGACACUCGACAAAGAACUUGGAGAAUAUGAAAAUGACGAAGAGUUACAAAUCGCGACAGCGCUGCAUAUGUGUAAUUUGAUGGUAGGUGGCGAAACUGACGGUCUGGAAGACGAGAUACGAAAUGCAACAUCGUGGCCUGAAAAAGUAAAAACAUGCGUGCAAUCAAUUUUGGGCAGAGUGUCCCAUUCUGCACAAUAUGCACGGGAAACCAUUGAGUGUGCGUACGGACGAAUCAAACAAUUACAAGCCUACAGACCAACACCCCGAGCCCUCCGUUCCAAGAUAAUAUUAAUUCAGGCCGCGUCGUCUGACGGAAGUUCUCAAAAUUCCAUGCAAAGUUAUUCGCAGCAAGCCGUCAUUGUUUACCAACUGCGUGCACCUUUAGCGCAUGCCGCUGCAGAUCUGCGUUGCACUGCUAUAAUCAAUAAGCAUCUCGACGCGGAGUUGUUGGAAGCAUUUGAAAGAAAAAACCUGUGUGACACUUACCUGUUUAAUGCUGACACGUUUGUGUCAAUGGAUCCGGCUUACACUUCUCUAAAUGAC